Diorhabda sublineata is the source of this 1032-nucleotide messenger RNA. RefSeq names its product nicotinamide riboside kinase 1. Bases 185 to 880 code for a protein of 231 amino acids. The transcript has a single exon. Lineage: Eukaryota; Metazoa; Arthropoda; Insecta; Coleoptera; Chrysomelidae. Gene Ontology annotation, cellular component: cytoplasm. Gene Ontology annotation, molecular function: ATP binding; kinase activity. The record is from RefSeq and is a predicted model, not a curated record.
AAAUUGAUACCGAUACCCCUUCACCUUUUAUAAAAUCGAUAUGAUUAUCUUAGCAAAUUAUUUAUUGUGUAAUUUUCAUUGCUAUGCGCAUUUCCGAUAUAAACACGUGUUGUACUUGAACAAUAAUAUAAUAUUAAUUAUGCAUAAAUUAUUGACGUGAAUAAUUUUAAAUUAGUAUUUCAUUAUGUUGAAGACGAAAUUUGAGGAAGAUUUAUUAAUAGUUAUUGGAAUUAGUGGUGUGACAUGUGGUGGAAAAACAACUACGGCUCAAAAACUACAAAAUAUUUUACCAAAAACUACAAUCAUCAGUCAAGAUUUGUAUUUCUUAGAAGAAAAUGACCCGAGAAUUUCGUGGAUACCUGAAUUAAACCACGCAAACUACGAUAUACUAUCUAGUUUAGAUAUGGAUAAAAUGUUCGACGAUGUUUCAAAUUUCAUUCAAAAUGAUAGAUUCAAAAGAAUUAAUAACAAUUUUCAAAGUUUGAAUAGUAUUACUCAUGACAUAGGAUACAUACAAGAUGUAUUAAAAACAGCCAAGCUCAAUAUAUUAAUAAUCGAAGGUUUUUCAAUUUUUAAUUAUAAAACUUUAGUGCCUUUGUGCGAUUUAAAAUAUUAUUUCACCCUAACAAAAGAAGAGUGUUAUAGAAGGAGACUAUUACGGAUAUAUGAACCACCAGAUUGUCCUGGAUAUUUUGACAAAAUUGCGUGGCCAGAACAUCUUCAGCAACUUGAAGAAGUGAGAACUACUGUAGAUAGGGUAAAUUACUAUAGUGGGACGAUAGAUUCUACAGAAAAUAUUCUUAAAGAUAUUUUCUCGUUAUAUAUGUCAAUAAAGAAGGUGCCCAAACUUUGUUCUAUGGAAACAGCAACAAAUAGUUGAUUGGAAAGGGGGAAACUCCUAUUUUCUUGUAAAACAACAGUAUUUUAGUUCCACCGUUUUAUAUGGAUUUGUUUACUUGAAAAAAUUAAAAUUUUUCUAAUUUACAAUAUCUCUAGUCUUCAUUGUGAAACAUUAUCAAUAAAUUUCUUUAC